AGUUUAAUAUCAAGGUCGGUGAUUCAAACGCGGCAUUAUCAAGGUCGGUGGUCUGUUUGGUUUGCUGCAUAGAAAAAUAAAAAGGUUUGCUGUGAAAGUAAACAUGGAUAUAUAUAAGAAAGGCAGGUCAAUCUGUGCAGCUAAGAACUGUAAAAAUGCGUAUUCAAAUUGUAGCUACGGUUUUUUUCGCUUUCCAUCAGAUGAGUCAAGAGCUGAAAGAUGGGCCAUAGCGGCAGGAAGAGAGGAUCUAAUUUCGAGUAGAGCAACACUACAUAUUUCUCAUCGACUGUGUGGAGCUCACUUUGAGAAAAAAAUGUUUACAUUUAAUGAAACUAGAAACCGCUUAUUAGCACAGGCAGUACCAACUUUGUUUCCAUGCUUGGAAGGUUCAUCAAGUAGUGUGGUACAGGAACAUAGUUACAGCAAUUUUUUGAAUCUCGAACAUUCUGGAGGUGCAGUUGAAGUUGCCUCAGAAGUAACUGAGACCCAAAGGCUUCAAAACUAUUUAAUAUCACCAGAUGCACUUGAUCAAGUUUGUCGUUUGUGUCUUAAAGAAAAUUGUACAUCCAAUAUUUUCGUUGGAACACUGGCAAAAAAUGGAAAAAAGUACAUAGAUUUAAUUUCUGCGUUAUCUGUUGUUAAAGUACAGGAAAAUGAUGGUUUCCCAUCCAAAAUAUGCAAUACUUGUGCUAAUAAACUAUACGAUUUUUAUAUGUAUAAGCAACAGAUAGAAACCACGCAAAUACUUUUGUGCAUUGCUCUGGGUAAGGUAAUGGUACAACCUGCUAAACCGUCUAAAAGUUCCGAGUACAGCCUUGAAAUAAAAAAUAAGAAUUUAAAUAUAAAGAAUGAAAUAAUUACAAUUGAUGAUGAUGAUGAUGAAGAUAAUAAGAUAAAUUUUGGAAAUAAGGAUGCCUCUUCAAGUGUUGAAAAGGAAAAUGUGCAGGAAAUAAACUUGAACAAAAAUCCAAAUAAAAUUGAUAGACAAACUAUACUAAUUGUUAGUAAAAAUAAUACAGGAGGUUCCAUGCUUAACAAUGUUUUAUCAAAUAAGGAAACACAAAACAUUGAAGAUGGUAAUAAUUUUGUUAUGAAAUGUUGGAAAAAAAAUUACAAAUGCAUAUCUUGUAACAGUAAUCUAAAUACACAUCCGGAGCUCAAGUUUUAUAGUUUUCCACUAGAUCCUAAAAGAUGCAAUGACUGGAAACGAGCUUUGAAAUUGGCUAAAAUAGAUCCUUUAUCACCUAUAACUCUACACAAAAAUGUUCAUCUAUGUAACAGACAUUUUACACCUUCAAUGUUCUGUGGUAAAUUAAAAAAUAAACUUAGAAAAACUGCAGUGCCAAUAGAUUUUACUGAAGACUCAAGAAGUAAAUUAAAAGUCACUGUGAAAACUGAAAAUGAAGAUCAUAUUUCUGAUAUCAAUGAAGAUAUAAAUUCAAAUGAUCUGGUGGAUAAUGAAUCUUUACACCUUUCUGAUGAUUAUAAUGAUGAUGAUGUUCCUAUUGCAAUUUCAGAUCAUAGUUAUUCAAAUAAAAUAAUCAAGACCGAAAACAAAGAAAAAGAAGUAAUAAAAGAAAAAGAAGUAAAAAAAGUAAAAGUGAAGGAAGUAAAGAAAAAGAAAUCUGAAAGUACUAGAUUUCAAUGUAUUUCAUUUGAUGAAAAAGGAAAUAAAAUAUACACUUGCUGUUUCUGUUCAGAAAAAUUUGAAGAUAGACUAAUGUAUAAAAGACAUAAAUUUAAAGAAUAUAGGAAAAGAAGAGCAAAGCCGAAAACUAGGAUAACUUGUAGUAUGUGUGGAAAACUAGUAAGCAGAGACCGAAUCAAAGCCCAUAUGGUACUCCAUGGUAAAGAAAAACCCUACGUUUGUGAUGUUUGUGGAAAACGUUAUCGCAGUAGCUCUAAUUUGCAUGAUCACAGACUGACACAUAAAGAAAGUAAAAGCAAGGUUUGCGAAAUAUGUGGAAAGAGCUUCUAUUAUGCAUGCCAACUUCGAGUGCACCUUCAGAAACAUAAUACAAUGAGAAGAUCUAAUAACCUUAUAAAAAGUAAGAAAACUGAAUGUGACUUCUGCCAUAAGAAAUUCCGUUGCCCCAGUCAUCUGAUCAUUCACAUGCGAACACACACUGGAGAGAGACCAUUUAAAUGUCAAUACUGUAGCAAAGAUUUCAAGCAACAAUGUCAACUGGUUUAUCAUGAGCUGUUACAUACUGGAGUUAAAGCUUAUGAAUGUUCGUUUUGUGGGAAAAAGUUCACAUUGAAUGGUAAUCUUCAGCAACAUAUUAGAACACAUACUGGAGAUAGGCCACAUCAGUGCGAUUUGUGUGAUAAAAGAUUUUAUACAAGUAGCGCCGUAAGGAAGCAUAAAAAGAUUCAUGAAAAUAAUCUUGGAUUUAAACCGUUUUAAUGAAAUAAAUUGUAUGUUUAUUGUUU
Molecule: messenger RNA, 2433 nt
Organism: Psylliodes chrysocephalus
Lineage: Eukaryota; Metazoa; Arthropoda; Insecta; Coleoptera; Chrysomelidae
Source: the annotation of a GenBank genome assembly